CAGUGUGUGCUGACACCACCACACCCCUUCAUUAAAUAAAGUUAUUAGACUGUGUGUCAUCAGUGUCACGGUGGAUCCUUUUGCUCUCCUGCACUCGAGUGACAUACAGCAACACACUGAUAGAAAAUGACAUCAAAUGAAGACUACCAGUCAUUGGUCAGAGGCCUUUCUGAGCUUGACUUCUCAGAAGAUAUUAACUCAUGCAAACUUCUACUAACUGGUGACUGUGCAUUCCCUGUGGUGAUUACUCAAGGAAAAGAUGUGCUCAUUGCAGCUUCCCGAUAUGGAAAGGGUCGAGUGGUGGUUGUUGCCCAUGAGUCCUAUUUAACAAACAAUCAACUCAUGGGCUUCCUGGAGAAUGCAAUAACCUGGCUGAAUCCCUCCCCAGGGGCAGUAAUUGGUUUGCAAAAAGGUUUGGACCCUCUGGCCAAGAUCCUUGCUGCAUCUGGAUUCAAAGUUCAGUCAACAUGUGGCUUGGAGCAAGGUCUGGGGGUUUUGUGUAUUGAUGGCUAUGAAGAUAAACAGGCCAAAGAAAUCAUAACUUUUCUACGGGAGGGUGGUGGUCUAUUGAUUGGAGCUCAGGCCUGGAGUUGGGCUACUAAACACCAAAAUGAAGAUGUUUUGCAUAAUUUUCCUGGAAACAAGAUAAUAUCAGUGUCUGGAAUUUACUUUACUGACAAAGCUGCAGAAAAAGGAAAAUGUUACAUCCGCAAAAAUAUACCCUGGAUUCCAAUUUACACGGAUGUGAACUUCUCACAGGAUUUAAAUCAUCUUCUCCGAGAUGUCUCCCAUUUGGACAUCAGUGGGCAAGCUGUACCCUCAGAGCUACUACUUCAUGGAGCAUUGACAUUUCCGAUUGGGAUAACUGAUAGCAAUCAAUGCUUUAUGGCUGCUGCAAAUUAUGGGAGAGGGCGUAUUGUUGUGGGAACUCAUGAAAGCUACCUGGCUAAGCCAGAACUCAAAACAUUAAUUCUUAAUGCCAUAUCAUGGCUGGAUAUGGGCAAAAAGGGAAUGAUUGGAGUUAAAAAAAACCUGGAUAAGUUUGCAAAACUCCUACAAAAAGAAAAUAUUACUUGUAAGGUAACAGAUCUGAUCCCAGGUCUGAGUGUGUAUUGUUGCAAUUCCUACAGUGACCAUGAGGCCCAACAAAUCCACGAGUUUGUGGCAGAGGGAGGAGGACUCUUGAUUGCUGGUCAUGCUUGGUAUUGGUCUUAUGGAAAGUCACACCAAAAUGUGCUUUCUGAUUACCCAGGAAACAAAAUCCUGAACAGGUUUGGCAUUAGCAUCUUGGAGAAGACUGCAACCCAAGGCAUCUACAAGGCAAUAGAUUCUCAGGCACCUGGGAGCUUCUAUCACUUCCCAAGGGCAUUCUGCCAGCUGCAGAGAGACCUAAAGAACAAGGUGGAGAUACAACCUCCUGUGAAUGGUUGGUUGCAGAAGCUCAGGCAAGAUACGUCCAGUUUCAUGAAGCUGCCACCUUCCCCACUCGUUUCUUCGUUACAGCAAAAGUUUGCAUGCCUCGUGCAAGGAUGUGCACUCCCCAAUGUUAGCAAACAGUGCCCUGUAAAAGGCAAUUCUAAAGAGGCUUUAAUGCUUGGUUUGGCCCAAGAUGUCGGCUGCAUGGGCCUAGCAGAAAGCCAGAAAUGGGAAAAUUUUCCUUUUCAGUACAACCCCCCAAUCACUGUGUCAAUUGAUGGGACAAAUACAGGUGGAGCUGCAUGGAGGAGCACUGGACUUUAUAUAAGGCCUGGAAAAACAGCAGCACUCCACUUUCCAGCAUGUGCCGUGGGGAAAGGACUUGAGGUGCAGGUUGGUUGUCACACGGAUAACCUCGGCUCUGCAGACAAAUUGUGUCGUGCUCCGGUGGUUGUGAAACGAACCUGUGUGCAUGAUGAGAGGAUUCUGAUAUCUUGUGUUUGGGGUGGACUUCUAUACAUCAUUAUGCCAGCAAAGUGCCAGUUGGGAAUGAUAUCAGUUACUGUAUACGGGGCAGAUUUAGCACCAAUCUAUGUAAAAGGCCACACCGGUGUCCAAGCCUGGGUGCAAUAUAUCCGUAACCUGCCAGCUCCAUGGGCUGAGUUAGUUGCAGAGAACAUCAUACUGACAUUGCCUUCAAGCUCAAUCCGUUCACUAGAUGACCCAGAAGCCCUUCUUCAUCAAUGGGACCAAUUUAUGGAAGCGAUAGCUGGGCUUGCAUCGAUUCCUAAAAAAUUCAAUCGUCCCGAAAGAAUAGUAGCAGAUGUGCAGAUAUCAUCUGGAUGGAUGCAUUCAGGUUACCCAAUCAUGUGUCAUUUGGAAUCCGCCAAAGAACUUACAGAUAUUCAGCAUAUGAAGAAGUCUGGCCUUUGGGGGCCUAUACAUGAGCUGGGACAUAAUCAACAGAGAGGGUGUUGGGAGUUCCCACCACAUACCACAGAGGCCACGUGUAACCUGUGGUCUGUGUAUGUUCAUGAAACAGUCCUGGGAAUUCCACGAGAUAAAGCGCAUACUGCUCUCAAGCCACAAUCCAGGGAAGACCGAAUAAAAGCAUAUAUGAAAAAUGGAGCCAACCUGGGGCAGUGGAGUAUGUGGACUGCACUGGAAACGUAUUUGCAGCUACAAGAAGGCUUUGGCUGGGAUCCCUUUAAACGUUUAUUUGCUGAGUACCAGACUAUGUCUGGUCUCAGUAAUGAUAAAACGGAGAAGAUGAACCUUUGGGCAGUGAAGUUCUCUCAGGCUGUAAAUAUGAACUUGGUUCGGUUCUUCAAGGCCUGGGGAUGGCCCAUUAAUGAUAAAACCAACAGCAUAUUAUCUUCUUUGCCUGAGUGGGAGAAUAAUCCCAUGAAAUCUUGAACUGUAUUAAUAAAAGGAAAACAACAAAUAUGCACCUGCAGAACAUCACAGUUAAUGCUAUUCUUGUUCAUUCCUGUUAAGGUUAGAGCUUACAGAUAUGGAAUUUUACGGAAUUCCACCAGCAACAAGAAUUCCCCUGAAUACACUCUGUAAAUAAUAGAUGCUGUGGGUGAAAGCAUGCUAGAAAUAAUGUUUGAGGCCAGUGGAUUUUUAUUUAAACUUAUCCCAGUACGGUGAUGGUUGAUUUUAGCAUAACAGAAGGCUAUGAGAUAUAUUUACAUGCAAAUUGUGAUGCCCUGCUUAGCCUUUGGGGGUGUCUUUUUAAAAUGUAUUAAAAGUAGUUAUGUUUAAAGAGACAAGUAAAUCAUAAAUGCAUCUUUUCACAGCAGGCCUUAUUGGUAAUUUGCAACGUUAUAUAAAAAAUUUCUUAAUGAGGCGUUAUUAGAUAUUGGAUGUUAUUGCCUACAUUAGCUACCAUAUUAAUAGAGAUAUGCAUCAAAAUAAUAAUCAAUUAUUACUUGUGCUAUAUAAAUAAGGUUCUAUUUUCAUUAAAAUUAAUAUAAUAAAAAAUGUCUGACAUCACAGCUGCCUUAUGAUUAACUAAAGAAAAUAAAAAUGGAGACUUGACUCGCAAUAUGUAUGCUUAAUACCAAGAAUAGAUUGGUUUUGUGCACAAUAUAAAAGAGAUAAGAGCCUAUAAUUGUUUUAUGAGAUAUAGAUAUUUUAAGGUUAACGGGUUACUCCAAC
Molecule: messenger RNA, 3579 nt
Organism: Pelobates fuscus (common spadefoot toad)
Lineage: Eukaryota; Metazoa; Chordata; Amphibia; Anura; Pelobatidae
Product: TRPM8 channel-associated factor homolog
Exons: 8
Coding region: 127-2832 (901 amino acids)
Biological process (GO): positive regulation of protein targeting to membrane
Cellular component (GO): plasma membrane
Molecular function (GO): transmembrane transporter binding
Source: RefSeq, a predicted model, not a curated record